AUGGAGAACUCGCCAGCAAAGCUCACUGCAGGGUCAACAGUUGAGUUCGUGCUGGACACCAGAUGCAGGUUUAGAUCUGACGGAUACUACGCAUCUGUGUCAAUAGCUGGCCCUGUGUUUGCUGUUUUGGAUGGAGAUAAGCGUGUCCACAUUGCAAAUGUUGACUACCAGGCUGCUGAUGUAAAUGGAAAUGCAGUUGCCGCAUACCUCGCUAAGAGUUCGGUUGAUCAACGGUCGGGCAUUCUGCGCCCCAUCUGGUCUGCAGGAGAGUAUGCGCGUGUAUCUGGAGAUUACAACCCGAUACAUUUAUCUUCACAGAUUGCGAGCUAUGUUGGGCUGUCAAGACCAAUUGUUCACGGGAUGUGGGUUUCUGCCGCAACACGGGCAGUUGUCGAAAGAUAUGCCGCAGGCGGGGAUCCGGCAAGAUUCCGUUCGUUCAAAACAGAGUUUGUCGGAAUGGUGUUCCCGGGUGAUGCACUAGAUGUGGAAUUGAGCCAUGUGGGAAUGAAAGAUGGUUUCAUGCUCUUUGAGGGCAGGACUGUCAAUCAGCACCAGCGCUGCUGUUUUGACCUUUCACGGCAAAGGUUGAGCAAGCCCAAGACUGCAUAUCUGUUCACCGGGCAGGGUGCCCAGUUUGUGGAUAUGGGUAUGGAUCUGUACGCAAAGUCUCCCUGCUUGCCACGCAAUGUCUGGGACCGAGCAGAAAAGCACAUGUUUGACAAUAAUCCAAAGAAGUUCCAUGUUCACUUUGGAGGAGCCGCCGGAAAGAAGUGCUUGGCAAUUAUCUCAACCUGUCCUAGUGAGAUUCAAGGAGCGUCGUCCCAGCUAUUUGCGAGGAUUGUUCCUAAGGCCACUAAAUUCACGUACUAUUCAGACCAAUGGGCUACUGGAAUGCAACGAUCUUUACGUACAGCCUAUUCAACUGGCACUGGCGCUUGCGCAUUUGCUGGCCAUUCACUUGGUGAACUUUGCUCGCUAGCAGCUAUUGGAAAAAUUGUCUCUGUUGAGGCUGCAGUCGAGCUCGCAUUUUUCCGUGGACUCAUUCCUACACACAUCGGUUGA
Messenger RNA from Linderina pennispora, 1062 nucleotides. RefSeq lists its product as uncharacterized. The record is from RefSeq and is a predicted model, not a curated record. The coding region runs from base 1 to 1062 and encodes 353 amino acids. Gene Ontology annotation, molecular function: fatty acid synthase activity. Gene Ontology annotation, biological process: long-chain fatty acid biosynthetic process. Gene Ontology annotation, cellular component: fatty acid synthase complex. The transcript has 4 exons. NCBI's taxonomy places the organism in Eukaryota, Fungi, Kickxellomycota, Kickxellomycetes, Kickxellales, Kickxellaceae.